This is a messenger RNA of Melampsora larici-populina 98AG31, 1437 nucleotides long. RefSeq lists its product as uncharacterized. Lineage: Eukaryota; Fungi; Basidiomycota; Pucciniomycetes; Pucciniales; Melampsoraceae. The coding region runs from base 1 to 1437 and encodes 478 amino acids. The record is from RefSeq and is a predicted model, not a curated record. The transcript is spliced from 3 exons.
AUGGCAACACAAGGUCAAAGCAGUUCUGAAGUAUUCGCAAAAGACGUAGAACAAAUUAUGGCAACCCACGAAAAGGAGAAAGAACAACAAGAAGGAGGAGAGCCGAGUAGAGGAAAAGGGAAAGCAACUAGAGGAAGAGGAAGAGGUGGUAGAAGAGGUAGAGGAAGUACGAGGACAACAAGGCAAACGAGGGGUGGAACAAAAGGAAAAAUUAGGAAACCAAAGGAAGAAACAUCAGGAGAAGAGGAAGGUGGAAUAGAGGAGUUAGGUAGUGAAUUGACGGAAGUAGAAGAGGACAACAAGAAUGAAGAAAUUGACGAAGAGGAAGGAGGAGAUCAAAAAGAAGAGGAAGAAAGAAAUGGAGGAAACAAGGGAGGUGAAGAGGAUGAGGAUACCAUCUCUUUAGGCGAUGAAGCAGAGUUCGUGAAUGAAAAUGCACAUGUUGAUCGAGACCACGAACGAUACAUAGCUGAGUUGAUGAAACUCUACGAAAGAGGCAAAACUGGGAAGUUUCAAAUGUUAGAAAGUGCAUAUGAGAAGUGGUGUGAAAAAGUUAAAUCAAGACCGAGACCAAUAGAAAUGCUAAAUUGUUCUAGUGAAGAAGAAGAGGUAGAUCAAAACGCUCUAAAGAGGAAAGGCAAAGGACAAGCGACCGAAAAACCUGCGAAGAUAGGGAAGACGAUGGCACAAGGAAUAACUCUCACUCAAAGACUCAUAGACCUUUCACCGUAUUGGGAUGGAAGAAUGACGGCAUGUUUUGGAUAUGUUCCCUUAACGAUAUUCGUACCGGCAUGUUUACUGGCGGACAAAACGCAUAUGUCGAAUCGAAGGAAACAAAACUCGUCCUGUUCAGAUAUCAUUUCUUAUGUCGGUCUUCGAGUACCAAACGAGUGGAGACAAAGCUUCUUAAUGUGGUCGACUUCAUUCAACUUAUAUGUUCAAUAUUGGAGAGUUAAAUAUCAUCUAGGAGGAGCGCUAGAACAUGUCAACCCGUGGACAGGCAGACAUCAAGUUGGUUGGGAUUUACUGUCUAACGGAGACGAACAAAUCACGGCGGUGACAGGCGGCAGGAUGCUAUCACAUCUAGCAUCAAACAGUAGUAAUAGAGCUCAUCAGCAACCUAAUCACCAAUCAGGUUCCUAUAGUCACUCAAGUUAUGAUAGAGCAGGACAAAACCCUCACCAGAAUUAUAAUUAUGAUCAAAAUAGAUUUCAAGAUCAAGGAGCGAUGAACCAAGGGUCAGGUGGACGAGGAAGAGGCAGGAGAGGAAGAGGAAUCGGAAGUAGGGGAGGUGGAGCUAGAGUCGCAGUGAACCCGGCCCCAACGACGGUAAUCAAUGGAGUUGUGGUGCCUAAGUACGGACCAGGGGCCUUUGAGGCGUUGAAAGCUGCGAAGCAAGCAGGAGGAAGCAGUAGUGCAACAGGUCCAAAUCAGUGA